Molecule: messenger RNA, 910 nt
Organism: Trametes versicolor FP-101664 SS1
Lineage: Eukaryota; Fungi; Basidiomycota; Agaricomycetes; Polyporales; Polyporaceae
Exons: 1
Coding region: 62-691 (209 amino acids)
Source: RefSeq, a predicted model, not a curated record
AGCUCUCUCACCGUUCCACCACAUACACACCUGCCCCCGCCACCCUCACCCACCAGCAACGAUGUCGACCGCCUUCCGCACGCUCUCGAAACACGCCCGCUCGCUCUCGAACUCCACGCGCAGCGUCCCCAGCACCUCACGCGCGUUCCAUUCGCCCUUCGCCGUGCUUUCGACAACGUCGCAAUCCCCCCUGACGACCCCGCCCGCGUCCACAUCCACCGCCGGCGGCUUCUACGAGAAGCAGUUCGACUACUCGCCCGACCCCGUGCUUGGCUCCGCCGGGCACCGCACCUACGUCGUCUCCGAGCCCGACCCGUCGAACACACCAUACCAGGUCCCCUCCGGGGCGUACCCGACCUCCGCCCCGUACCAGAACUAUACGCGCACGGAGGCGCCGGUGCCGGAGGGCGCGCAGUUCGCGUCGACCGCGCCCGGCCUCGCGCAUCCCCUCACGCAGAAGCUGCCGAGGAACGACGCGGGCGUUGGGGAGAGCGGGGCGAUCCGUCACCGGGAGGCCCCCGGGGAGAUGCACGCGCGUGGGGGGAGCUAUGGAGGUCAGGGCCUCCAGGACGCGCAGGGCACGCAGAAGGGGACCGGGGAGCUGCCGGACGUGAACCCGCCCCCGCUGUUCGAGCACGCGGAGAAGUUCUCCAAGCUUGGCGUCGACCACGCCUGGAAGGAGCGGAAGUGAGCGGCUGCUUAACUUAUCAUGGUUCGCGUCGUUGCCGAGGGAUGGUCUAGGACGGGGUUCACGGGAAAAGGACGUUCGUAAUCGCAGGUCUCUCCGCUGUUUGCACUGUGUCUGUAUAUGCUCCCGCACGAAGAGUUGUUAGUUGUACGAGUACGCUGUUGUCACGACGAGCACGAUAGGCCGUUCAUAAUCCAUAGACUGUACAUACUUGCCUCGACG